Molecule: messenger RNA, 366 nt
Organism: Pochonia chlamydosporia 170
Lineage: Eukaryota; Fungi; Ascomycota; Sordariomycetes; Hypocreales; Clavicipitaceae
Exons: 1
Coding region: 1-366 (121 amino acids)
Source: RefSeq, a predicted model, not a curated record
AUGUGCGGGACCUUGUUUGCUAUAAACGGAGGAGUUAGUCGGACACAAAGGAUGAGGUGGGGACAGCAGAGAAAGAAAGGAAGGAAGGAAGAAAGAAAGAAAUUGAUCAGACCUCUGGUGAACAAAAACAAAAGCUUGACAGCUGAAGACGUCAACUGGACUGAUCCCUCGAGAACCAUUUGGGCUUGUCGAGGGCAGUUGUUUGGCAUGCGCCAAAGCCAAUGGCGAGGUGGGGCGUAUGAACCUACCUGCAUAGUUGUUGUCUAUGUGUCGCCUUUUUGGGCUUUGCCAACGCCAUCGGGGUUUGCUUGUUGUCAUGGCACGCGACUCUUUUGUGACGAGGAAAGCAAGAAAAGGUUCUUUUGA